AUGGCUACUAUCGAGAAGAUCACGCUUGUCGAGGAUCUUGACAGUUCGGGCCAGCAAACCCAAGAUUACGAGACUGAUGUUCUGUACGAUGCGCAAUCUGGACAGACUACCCAACGCCCUGCUGUCAUCGUGAAGAGGGGUACUGGCGUCCUGUUCACUGUCGAAGUCAGCGGGAUUUCUAGCAGCCAGUCCAGCAAGCCGCUGCGGCUGACUAUAAACCCCCCCGGCUAUGGAUACUUCAUCACCAGCCAGGUCAUACAACCCGAAGCUGUUCAAAAAGCCGCAGGAAAAGCUAUCGUGUUCAACAUGUCUCAGAUUUUCCCGACUGACGCCGUGGUCGUCGCCACGAUCGACCCGCUCACUCCUUUCUGUAUUAAAGGCAAAAGAACAUUCUUCCUGAUGAGUGUUGAAAACCCGGCAACGCCUCUGACAGACGAGAGCGUGUGUGGUAAUGGCGUGGGGGAGAUGGAAGUCGAAAUGGAGCUUUAUCUUCUCGGUUACCAGCUACCGCCUUAUUUCGACGACAAGGUGCCUCUACUUCUCCUACGCAUGUUCGUGGGUGCUGCGACCUUGCAAAAGGUUCGCACGGCACAGCAAUGGGUUGCACUGGUGGCAAAGAUCUGCCAUGGCUCUGCGCGCCCAGAAACGGGCGAGCCGGUAGAAACGCAGAACCACUGGCUCAAAUACAACACUAUGGGGGGCGGCUCCUACUUCCUGAUCCCAAAGACUCAGAACGACUACAUAAACUAUGGAGGGAGUUUCCUCCUGUCUGCAUGGUUAGAUGCCUACCGCAACUUCAAGAAAACGGGCUGUUUCAGCGUGGUCAACUGUUAUGAUCAAGCAGGCGCCGUUGAGGUGGCAGCCUCCUUGGGUGUGAGUUACUCAUGCUUCGCAUGGGAGUAUCACCAGCCCUAUGGCUUCAUCACAAAGGAUACGGAGCUCGUUGGCUGGGGUCGAUGCAACAAUCCUAUGUUCGAGAAGAUACCCAAGAACAAGCUUCUUGAAAACAACAUGGACCCUAGUAGGACAAUUUUUGGUAACCAUGCUUUCAUCUCAUGGAGUCCGGACUUCGAUCCAGCGCCAAGUGUGUUUGACCAAAAGAAUGACCCUUCGAACUUCAAAGGGAUGCUGGCUAUUGACGCAUGUGCAGGCCCGCAUCUUGGCAACGAACCUCGAGGUGAAUGGGUUAGUCCUGUGUCAUACCCUAACCCUUCCGUCUAUCCCGAUGGCUAUACGAACAAAUCUACAUACUGGAGAUGCCGAGAUGACCAAUAUCUUCUCCAAGAGCAUACGUUUCAAAAGUAUGACAAGGAGAAGGGAACCUGGGAGGACAUGGUCAGCCGCCACAAUUGGACUCCCGGUAUUACUGGCUUGUCCACUGAACAAAAGGACGCCAGCUUUCCGCCUAUUCAUCCAAAUGAUCCCUUCGAGGGAAGCAACAUCACCUUCCCACUUGCAACAGAGUUUCCAAACCCCAGCUUGGUCUUUGGAGGAGACAUUUCAGCUCUUCAGAGAUCUUUCUGGAACUCAUUGAACAGCAAUAUCCCAGGAAGCAGUAACUGGGGUUGGGCAUUCAUUGAUAACAUCAAACUCCCCGAUGGCGGUGUGAUCUAUGAACAAAAGUGGUACGAGCGUGGAGACGCCGUCUUCAACUUCAUUGCAUUCAAGAUGUGGGUGGUGGCCAACCUGACUGAUGCGCUGGCGGCCCAAAAGGCCCGCGCUGCUCAAGUCAUCGUCACAAGCACGCUUGAAGCAAGUGACUUCCAGGCGAACCUGGCGACUCCGAGCGAGACCCAGAAGAUUUAUGUUCUCCAGGCUGAUUUUACUGCGUUGGUAGUCUGGCAGAACCUUUUCUUUGAGAUUACUGGAUAUGUAGGUAUAGAGGAGAUAAAGGCCUUGGCCCAUGAUCUGGUCACUGAGAUACUGAACGGCCUCGAGACUGAUGUCGGCUCGAACUGGAAACUUCCUAUUGAGCAUUACAAGGGAUUCCCCUAA
Fusarium musae is the source of this 1995-nucleotide messenger RNA. RefSeq lists its product as uncharacterized. Lineage: Eukaryota; Fungi; Ascomycota; Sordariomycetes; Hypocreales; Nectriaceae. The transcript is spliced from 2 exons. Bases 1 to 1995 code for a protein of 664 amino acids. The record is from RefSeq and is a predicted model, not a curated record.